AUGUACGGCCGGCUGCUUGAAGCACUGGCUAAAAAGGAUCAUCACCUUACCAUCGUUUCGCACUUCCCCAUGAAAAAUCCGCGAUCAAAUGUGCGUCAAAUAAGCCUCGCGGGGACAAUACCAGAAAUCACUAACAAUCUUACAAAGCAAAACGACUCAUUAAAGCCCGAUUUUAUGAGAAACUUGGAACAGAUAAUGAAAGAAUGCGUGGACGCAUGUGAGACUGCUGCCAAAGUGCCAGAGGUCAGGGCAUUAUUCAAUUCGACAGAGACGUUCGAUCUGGUUAUAGUUGAAGUGUUUGGAAGCGAUUGCUUCCUACCUCUCGGCAAGAAAUAUGGAGCUCCUGUGGUCGGGUUCCUCUCAAGUGUUCCACUACCAUGGUUGAAUGAGCAGCUUGGAAACCCCGAAGCGACUGCCUAUGUACCAUCUUAUAUGGUCGGAUAUGGUCAACGUAUGUCGCUAUGGGAAAGAUUUGCUAACACAAUGGCGGUGAUAAUAGCAAAAAUUUUGUAUAGAUACAAAUCGCAAAUUCCGUCACAGGCUAUAUCGGACAGACUUUUUGGCCCAGGACCGAAAUUGGAAACAUUGGCACAAAACUAUAGUUUAGUUUUGUCGAACAGCCAUUUCAGCAUCAAUGAAGUACGGCCCCUAGUACCUACGUUAGUAGAGGUUGGAGGUUUACACUUGAAUGAUUCCCCGGUUCUUUCACGCCACAUGCAAAAACUUCUGGACGCAUCAACGGAAGGCGUGAUCUACUGGAGUUUCGGAUCAAUGUCGAGAAUAGAAACGAUACCAAGUGAUACAUUAUCUCGGAUAUUUGACGUUUUGUCGGAGCUGCCUCAGACGGUGUUCAUAAAGAUGGAUAGGCGUAUGUUGGCCCAGAACCUCACAGUGCCUGACAACGCAUAUACCAUGGACUGGAUACCACAGCACGCUACCUUAUGUCAUCCGAACGUGAAGCUGUUUAUCUCGCAUGGUGGUCUACUAGGCACACAAGAAGCUGUGGCCUGUGGGGUCCCAAUGUUGAUGGUGCCGCUGUACGCAGAUCAGGCGCUCAAUGCACGUGCGAUGGCUGACAGGGGCGUUGCAGAAAUCGUAAAUCUUAAAAAUACUGACAAAGACACAUGGAGGCGAAAACUACGGGAGUUGUUAACAGAUCCACGGGUAAAGGGAAACGUAGUGUCUAGACUCUUACUGACUAAGAACACCGCCGUUACUUCUCUAGCUUUAGGCCUAGACCGCGAUACCUAG
Spodoptera exigua (beet armyworm) is the source of this 1251-nucleotide messenger RNA. NCBI's taxonomy places the organism in Eukaryota, Metazoa, Arthropoda, Insecta, Lepidoptera, Noctuidae. The record is from the annotation of a GenBank genome assembly.